GUGGGCGUGGAGUACGGGCGGUGGGCGUGGAUUCGUUGGCCAAUAUAUAAGCAGCUCUUCCGGCACUUGUUUACAAACGUUAGAGCUCACUGAGAGGGGAGGACACAGCAGCUCUGCCAUCAAACAAUAGAGGAGAGGCUGAGUUAAAGCACAAUAGGUGGCUUCUAGCAGCUCUCUUCCUGCAGUUUGUGGAAGAAGUCAUUGUUUAUUCUUUUUUAUUAUUAUUUCUCCAUUGAGAGGAGCAGAUACCAUUUAUCAUCACCAUGGUGGUCUUCAAGAAAAUCAAGAGCUUUGUGCUGAGCUUCUCUGAGCCUGACAAGGUGUAUUGUGGAGGGGAGAAGGUGGCUGGCACGGUCCAGGUGGAGGUGGCUGAGGUGACCAGGGUGACAGCAGUCAGGAUCCUGGCCUGUGGAGUGGCCAAGGUGGUGUGGUCCUCAGGAUCUCAGCACUGCAAGCAGGAGAUGGAGUACCUGAGAUAUGAGGACACCUUGCAGAUGGAGGACCAGCCUACAGGUGAGAACAUCAGCUGGGAGUUUGUGGUUGGGGGGUGGGUUUGUGGGACCUUUAAAAACUCUAUUGAAGUGGUUGUAGUCCCUUUAACUCUCUAGCAUGGGACAGGGCAGGAAGUUUAAAAACCUCAAGAAGUGGUUACUGCCAUGUGAAAACUAAAGCAAAGUCUGUAUUUAUGGCUCAUCAGCUGCACUUUGUGGUUUAAAAAUUGUGAGAUCAAAACAAUGAAACUGACACUUCCUUUUAGCAGCUGAGCAUUUUUAAACAGUAGUGGUUAUGGUUGCAUAGAAUCUUUUUGUUGUGAAGGUGUAAACUUGUAAUAUAGCAAUUUAUGCAUUGCAGUGGUCAAGCCUUGCACUGCUUACUGUAAUAAAAUUGGUGAUAGUACAGUUUGAGAGCAGGGCAUGUCUUAGAAUCCAGCUUCAUUAGAUCAGUACUGUAUUUGAUACUAUGUAUUCAGAGCAUGGCAUGAUCAGAGGCCUUGGCAGGGCACUCUAGUGCUGCACUGGCAUAUUUGAUGGAGUUACUGUACUGCCAUCCGGGGAUUAACGGUCUCUGGCAUAUGUUGUGAGCCAACAUAGCUUCUUACUGUUAAAUUGCAGCAGUGCUGGUCAUCUUCACUGUCCAAAAAGUCCGUAACUUUCGAUUGACUAGAGUUUUGCUGAAUUAUUUGUACUGAAGCCUCUAAACUUAUUUUUCUUCUGUAUUUUUAUAAUUUAUAGAUUCAGAUGGCUCUGUAAUUCUGAGACCUGGAAACCGAUACGUGUACAAGUUUGGAUUCGAGUUGCCUCAAGGGUACGUUAGUCUCUGAUUCAUCCUUUAUCACAAACAUUCCGUUACAUGUAUUUCUUUGGGUUUUCGUGAUUAUAGUCUAAUGGCUAUUCAUUUUCUCCAGGCCUUUGGGCACCACGUUCAAGGGAAAGUAUGGUUCUGUGGAGUACUGGGUGAAGGCUUACUUGGAUCGGCCGUCCCAUCCUUCUCAGGAAGCCAAGAAAACAUUUGAAGUAGUGGAUUCUGUGGAUGUUAAUACUCCAGAUUUGACGGUAAAUUUUAUGUUACUUCUAUAUUGUCUCUGUUAACUGAGCCGCGUAAACUACAAUGUCUUAUUCUUUACCUUGUUAGUAAUCAGAACAAUGUCCUGUAGCAUUAAUUGUAGGAAGGGUUACUUAUUGUCCUUCAGACUGCAGCUCUGUUAAGUAUACAUCAUCUUUAUUGGUUUGACAUGUAAACAGACACAAGGUCUAGAUCACUACUAGACCAUGUAAGUGGAUGUAAUUGAGGUUACAGAUUAACUCUAGGGGUCAGAAGGUCAGCACGGUAGCUAAUCUAGUAACUAUUGACUAUUUGCAGCUGUAAAUAAGCAAUGCAAAAUAACUGGUUUUCAUUGUUUUGGACAGUCUCCAGUUUCUGGAAAAAAACACAAGAAGAUGACUUGUCUCUUCUUUCCUGAUGGACACAUCUCUAUGUCUGCUAGCAUCAAUCGCAAAGGAUUCUGUGAAGGUAAGCUGUUCUUUGGGUAUCACUUAACCUGAUUUUAUGAAAUGUAAAGUUUUUGCGUAAUCUCUUUAAAAAUUUUUUUUACAUUUUUAAUUUUUUUUUUAAAUGCUAAAUACUGUGUAACUGGUUUAGAAACAGAAUAUUUGUACAUUAAUGGUCUUAAUUGAAAGUGAGACUGUUCUUAAUCUUACUGGUGUUUAUCAUUACAGGAGAUGAAAUUUGUAUCUCUGCUGAUUUUGAGAACACCUGCUCACGUAUCGCAGUCCCUAAAGCGGCCAUCAUAGCCAAACAUACAUAUCUGGCCAACGGUCUUACCAAAGUCUUCACUCAGAAACUCUGCAGGGUGAGAGGAAACCACAUCAUCUCUGGCAUGACCGAUUCUUGGCGAGGAAAGAGCAUCCGGGUCCCCAAAAUAAAGCCUUCCAUCCUUGGAUGCAAUAUUCUGAGAGUUGAAUAUUCAUUACUGGUAAGUUAUGAAUAUAUAUAAUAGUAUUUUAAACCUCUAGAAAGGCAUGUACCACUACAAAAGCAUUAAUAUUUAAUCUUUCAUCCUUGUUAGCUCUCCUAUGCAUUUCACACUUGGGUUGUGUUUGUUUUUUUUUUUUUUUUGUAUUCCCAAAGACUUGCACAGUGAUUUUGGCAUGUACACAAAUGUCUGAUUCCAGAAAUCUAAUCAUUCACGCUAAAACUAGAUAGUUGAUUGUCCUCAAAUCCUAAACCCACAUAACUAACCUGUGCAAAUUUUAAUUUUUUAAUUUUUUUUUUUAUAGGUCUACGUCAGUGUUCCAGGAGCUAAGAAGGUGAUCCUGGAUCUGCCUCUUGUGAUUGGCAGCAGCUCUUCUGGAUUCAGCAGUCGAUCCUCCAGCAUGGCUAGCCAAACAAGUUCUGAAAUGAGUUGGGUUGAGUUGAACAUCCCAGGAACGCCAGAAGGUGAGAAUUAUUGGAUUUUAUUGAAUUCUCAAAAAAAUACUACUUCUAGACUCUAUCUAGAUUCUCUCUUAUUCUAAUUUGGGUCCUCUCUUCCGUUUACAGCACCUCCUUGCUAUUUGGACAUAGUUCCUGAAGACCACAGACUUGAGAGCCCCACUACACCUCUCUUGGAUGAGCUGGACUACAUCUGUGAAAGCCCUAUCUUCAUGUACGCUCCAGAGUUCAAGUACAUGCCUCCUCCAACCUACACAGAGGUGAGUUUCUCAAGCUACUUUUUGAUUACUUGCCUGAUCAUAUAUGCAACCUAUUUUAUUUUUAAUUUUUUUUGGCAACUUACUAAAAAUUUCCUCUUAUCACAGGUUGAUGCCAACAAAAAUACCUGCGUGCAUUAAGCAGAAUGUGAAUCAGUCGUCUGGCUUAUUCUCGAGUUCUGAAAUGUGUCCUCACAUGACCUUCCACAAAGCACUGCAAAAAGGUCAUUUUGUAGCCUUUGAUGCAGAUUCCCGGGAGAAGGGACAUACGAGGUUGAACACAAUGCAAAAUCACUUGACUGUAUCUCACGCCAUCCAAAGAUACUAAUUGUUCAAGGGUGCCAAUGCAAACUAAGAUGGGGCUUGCCCAUUUCACCUACCACUGGGAUACGAGUGGGUGCAAAGUAGAUGAGUGGACUCCUAAAGUCGUUUUUUUUUUUUGUUUUUUUUUUUUAAAGAGAAAUGUGCUAUUUUCUAUCACUCAAAAAUCUGGUAUAAUUCUGAUUUUUUUGUAACGCCAAGAACACUUUGUACAUUUUAUACUUUCGUAUAGUCGUGAAUAUUUCAAUAGCGUAAGAGGCAAGCUUAACCUUUUCAUCUGGCUUUUUAUUACUUGUGUUAUUCUCGUUUAUAAAACACUCCAAACUGCAUUCCAACAAGUUAAAUAUGCCUGUUAAUGUGGGUUUUCUCCCAACCAAGAUGGCUAGCAAGGAGUAUAAAGCAGUUUAAAUGCAUAUAUUUCCCAACUUGCUUAGACAAGCCAAGGCCUGCUCUUAUCGCAUACAUUCAGUAGGACUAUUAAUAGACAAGCAUGUCAAGACUAUGACUUUCUAUGUACGAACUGCUGCUUUUUGUAUUGCUAAAUGCAGUAUUAAUGUUUGUUCCGCACUUAUUUUGUAAUGUUUGUUUGUUUUAUUUAUGGCAAUAGAAUGCAACCACUACAGUUUUGAUAGCUACCAACUUUAAAGUCUUUCCAAAAGCCAACGCUUUGGCUGCAAGCAUUCACAUUUUCUAUCUAUACUUUAUCCGUGGGUAAAUCGAAGUGAACUUCUCAAAUUGAGCUCUUUGCAUUUUUAAGGAUCAAAAUCCUCACCGCUCAGGGAAUUCGUUCACAGAAUACUCGCCAAAGAAUUUUUAUAAAAAAGGGAGACUAGAGACCUCUGUCGCCAAGAGACCACAGUUUCUGUCAGCAGAGGUCCAAAACAGUUUAAAAACUUGUGAUUUAAAAGGGCUUUUUCUAAAAAAGUGUCUUGCGAUUAAAGCCAUAUAUUGUCAAUGCACUCUGGUCUCAUGUUGCUGCUGUAAAGCUAUAUUUGGGACUUCUAGAAAUGGCUUUGUCUUGCAACAAUUUCUAAGCGUUUUUAAUGCAAUAUCUUGACCUAAAUGGUUUUCUGAUGCCUUUUCCCAAGUAUUUUGAGUUCUCUGCAGAGAAUGCACUUAAACUUUUUAUUUUUUUAUUUUCUUUCUGUAAAUGUACUGUAAUUCAGCACUGCUUAAACACAUUUCCUUGGAGAAUGUAUGCCCUGUGCCGAGGACAUAUUUGUAACUUGUUACUGUAUUAUUUUGUAUAAUUAUGUUUAAAGUUUCUUUAUAUUUUUUACUGCAAUUUUUGACCCUAUUUUCAGGGAACUUUUGUUUUCUUAAUAAAAGAUUUAAAAAUUAUACAUUUUA
Molecule: messenger RNA, 4859 nt
Organism: Pelobates cultripes (western spadefoot toad)
Lineage: Eukaryota; Metazoa; Chordata; Amphibia; Anura; Pelobatidae
Source: the annotation of a GenBank genome assembly